UGUAGGCCAGCAGAAGGCCGGCGGGCACCGAGCCUCGCCUUUCUACCCCGCGGGCUCGCCUUCGCCGAGGCAGUCCGGCUUUGAUCGCAGGGUGCGGCACAGCCAAGCAGCCCGCGAGGCCAUCCGAGGCCGGCAGGAGGGCGGGUCGUAUCCAGGCGGGGCUGCUGCUCCUUGCCGCCUUUUUCCCUUCUCCCAACCCAAAAGACCAGCCAGCCUCAAGAGCCAACGGGGUCGACACGCGCGGCUUUGGAAGAACGUCUUGGUGAAGGACCAUCCGCCUUGCUUAAUACUUGAAAAAAGUGAAAACAUGAAUGAUUAACAAGACUCUCCAGAACGUGCUGAUUGGAAGCCUAAGGAAUCGUGAGCAUUAUGCCUAGCUGGGUUAUUAUUUCAAGGUCUGCUGUUGCCACCUUGCCUGGAAGAGGACGCCUCUAUUCCAGAUACGUCCUCUCCCAAAAUCAAGCAUGGAAAAGUCUGUUUGCCAAAGGUCGUUCAGGUUGGUCCCCAGCAAGCUGUAGUUGCAAGGCCACCCAUGUUUUCCCUCUGGGAAAAGCGUUCCGACAUACUUCCACGGAGGAAGAAGACUUCUCUUUCCAUUUGACGCCAUCACAGAUCAAUGAGGUCCUCAGGGCGAGCGAGUUAUCCUACACCGUCCCUGAAUUUGACGGGAAAAAUCCCAGCUCGGUGUUGAAAUUCGAGUCCAACCACCUGGGAGCCAACGUGCCAAUAGAAGACCGCCGAAGCGCGGCAACCUGUUUGCAGACAAGGGGGAUGAUGUUUGGAGUCUUUGAUGGCCAUGCUGGCUACUCCUGUGCUCAGUCAGUUAGCGAGAGGCUGUUUUCUUACCUUGCCGUCUCUCUUCUCUCUCGGCAAACCCUGGAGGAGAUUGAGUUGGCCAUGGAAUCUAUGAAACCAAUCCUGCCUAUUCUUCAGUGGCACAAACACCCCAACGACAGCUUCUUCCACGAGGUGGCCUCCCUGUACCUGGAGCAGCUCAGAGUUUAUUGGCAGGACUUACUGAACUCGGACACAGACCUUGGGCUGACGAUGGAAGAAGCUUUGAUCGGUGCUUUUAAAAGGCUGGAUUCAGACAUAUCGCUGGAAGUUCAGGCACCUGCCAAGAACGAACUCCUGAAGAACAUCGCUCUACAGGUGGCUUUCUCGGGCGCAACGGCUUGCUUAGCUCAUGUCGAUCAGCUUCACUUGCAUGUUGCCAAUGCUGGGGACUGCAGGGUGAUCCUGGGAGCUCAGAACCCCAAUGGCACCUGGUCUGCUUUACCUCUGACCCGAGAUCACAAUGCUUUCAACGCGUCAGAAAUCUCGCGGUUGAAAAGUGAGCACCCAACUUCUGAAGGGAACACUCUCCUUAUGAACGACAGGUUGCUGGGCGUCCUUAUGCCUUCCAGAGCAUUUGGAGACGUUAUGUUCAAGUGGAGUCAGGAUCUGCAGCAGAGCAUCCUUAAAAACCACUGCAACCUGGAGGAUUUAAACAUCUAUGAGUAUGUCCCUCCGUGUUAUCACACGCCCCCUUAUUUAACAGCUGAGCCGGAGGUCACUUACCACAAAAUCAGACAGGAGGAUAAGUUCUUGGUUCUUGCUUCUGAUGGCCUGUGGGACAUGUUGAGUAACGAAGAGGUGGUCCAGCUCAUUGCAAACCAUACAGUUAAAGAUGAUGUCCAGAAAACUCAGCUCACUUUUAAGAAACCAACCAGUCUGGGGUAUGUGCAAGACCUACUUCGGAGGAAGGCCCGGACUGCCCAGCCCUGUGACCGGAAUGUGGCGACUCACCUUAUCAGACAUGCCAUUGGUGCCAAUGAGUAUGGAGAGAUAGACCAGGAAAAGCUUAUGGCAAUGUUGACUCUUCCUGAUGACUUAGCACGCAUGUAUAGGGAUGAUAUCACUGUUACAGUGGUCUAUUUUAAUUCAGAUGUAAUUGAUAGCUACUAUCAAGAGGAUGAAGAAAGAUCCUGAGUUGCAUGAAUUCCGAGGGUCAGGAGGGUUCGAUUCAAACAUUCUUGCACAAGAGCCCAACUCAUAAAAUCUCUGUCCUUCCUUCAGGGGGACCAAGUUUAGUUCUCUGUAAGCCUUGAAUUCCUAUAAAAAAUUAAUUCAUUUUUGGAUUGUAAAAUAAUUUGGGGGCAAUCAUUUGAUUUUAGUGGAACACUUGGGUUUGGUAGUCAAUGGGGUGUCAGAGAGAAACUGGUAAUAGUUGUUUAAGUGGAGCCUACACUUUGUAGCUAGGAAUGGGCGAGUAGCUUGUGAUGUUCAAAAUGUCUAAAGUAGAUCAGAAUGGCAGCUAGCACUCUCCCUUGAUGAGCUCUCUAGAAUGGCCAUCAGUGAAAAGAUUGCACGCAGGGGAAGAGGUGAAUUACCUUUCUGAGUGGGGUUGGGCAUUCUAAUCCAUACAAACUGACUUGUACCGAAAGGCAGAGAUGCUACUCCAAAGGGAGCUUACUCUGAGCCUGUCAAAAAGAAUUAUAUCCAACAAUGCCCCUUUGCCACUGCAUCUCCAUUUCUGCCAGGCCAAAAACCCCUGCCACUGGAGCUCCUUAGAAAGAUAUAGCUAUUUUCAUAGGCUUGUGGAAGGUCAGGGAAACGCUUCCCUGAAUGCAAAUCUAUUCCUGCAAUGCUGAAUGUUGUCUUCCGCUCCCAAGACAUUAGCGUGAGAUUCCUGAUAGCAUCCUCAUGUUACAUUCAUAGGGGAAGUUUCUUUCACCUAGUUAAACAGUGUCCACUGUGAUCAGUUUUCCUCUUUUAUCUUCCUGUUUGAAGGCUUGCAACCCCCUUUCUUUCCUCAUCUGAACGGCUACUGUUUAUAUGCUGCAUCAGUUACUAAUUGAGUUCUUGUAGAUAGCACUUCAGGGAUUUCAAACUCCUGUUGAUUGCUUCUGCUACCAUAGCAGUCUUACUGGAGUGUCUCUUGUUGUCUUAAAAAAAAAAAAGCUUCAGAAAGGAUUAGUAUUUGUAGCUAUGCUGCAUUCUUGAAAUUGGAAGACAUUUUAUGGUGCAAGGAGAUAAGGAUAUAUUUACACCCUUGGAUCGAUGCACAAUGUUGCAAAGGAAUGGCUUUAUUUUCCUAUGAAUGGACAAAUAUUGUGGUUUUUUUAUUUAUGUUCGAACUUUUUUUAAAAAAAAAAAACCUGUUGACUAACAUUCUGUUUGAAUACCAGUCAUGUAUGAGUAAUGCACUAUGUUGAUGACUGUUCUCUGAAAAAGAGCAGGGUUUUAUUAUAGUGCACACUUACUCACAGUCUGAAUCAUGAUUUCAGGGCAGUCUGUAAUGCUGCAUUUCAU
Notechis scutatus (mainland tiger snake) is the source of this 3294-nucleotide messenger RNA. RefSeq names its product pyruvate dehydrogenase phosphatase catalytic subunit 2 (gene PDP2). Gene Ontology annotation, molecular function: [pyruvate dehydrogenase (acetyl-transferring)]-phosphatase activity; cation binding. Lineage: Eukaryota; Metazoa; Chordata; Lepidosauria; Squamata; Elapidae. Gene Ontology annotation, cellular component: mitochondrion. Gene Ontology annotation, biological process: protein dephosphorylation. The record is from RefSeq and is a predicted model, not a curated record.